AUGAAGGUUCUCGCUACUCUUCUCGCCUCAGUCGGCUUGGUAGCCGCCCACGGCUAUGUUGACAAUGCCACCAUUGGCGGCCAAUACUACCAAAUGCUAACAGUGUCACAGUUCUAUCAGCCUUAUAUGGACCCCUACAUGGGCAACAACAAGCCCCAGAGAGUCUCUCGCUCCAUCCCCGGCAACGGUCCCGUCGAGAAUGUCGACUCCAUCGAUGUCCAGUGCAAUGCUGGCUCUGUUCCCGCUCCUCUUCACGCCCCUGCCGCUGCUGGUUCAACUGUGACCCUUCACUGGACUCUCUGGCCUGACUCCCACAUGGGCCCCGUCAUCACCUAUAUGGCUCGUUGCCCCGAUAGCGGUUGCCAGAACUGGUCUCCUGGUACUUCGUAUGUGCCACGUUGUCCGAAUGUUGUGAGGAUAAAUGCUAACCUCUCAAAAGGGCCGUCUGGUUCAAAAUCAAGCAAGGUGGCCUACACCAUUCCCUCUUGCAUUCGUCCCGGCUACUACCUUGUCCGCCACGAGAUCAUUGCCCUCCAUGCUGCUUGGGCCUACCCUGGUGCUCAGUUCUACCCCGGUUGCCAUCAGCUACAGGUUACUGGUGGCGGUUCUACCAACCCCACCAACUUGGUCUCCUUCCCCGGCGCCUACAAGAGCACCGACCCCGGUGUCACCUAUGAUGCUUACAAGGAAAUAGAAACUGACAUGGAUCUGUCUAUAGCUCAAGCCUAUACCAUUCCCGGACCUGCCGUCUUCACCUGCUAA
Molecule: messenger RNA, 762 nt
Organism: Podospora anserina S mat+
Lineage: Eukaryota; Fungi; Ascomycota; Sordariomycetes; Sordariales; Podosporaceae
Exons: 4
Coding region: 1-762 (253 amino acids)
Source: RefSeq, a predicted model, not a curated record